Pelobates cultripes (western spadefoot toad) is the source of this 5306-nucleotide messenger RNA. Lineage: Eukaryota; Metazoa; Chordata; Amphibia; Anura; Pelobatidae. The record is from the annotation of a GenBank genome assembly.
AUGGCAGAGCCCAACAGACAUCAGAGGAAGAUGUCCCGUACGGGAAACUCUCUGUAUCUUGUCCUCGGUCUGCAGAAAGGGGCCUCCCAGGACGACAUUAAGAAAGCGUACAGGUACCAUCUUGCUUUCCUGGCAAUUCAGACAAUCUGCUGCAUACGGCCUAUAGAUCUACACCAAUCAGUCAUUUACAAAAUCCUGGUAUCAUUUCAAAUCUCAGUAUAACUGUGAUGUUCUCCCCAUUAUUUGGCAAUGGCAAACUAGACAGCCAUUCACGGGUACCAUCCCAAUGCCAGGGCUUAAAAUGCUGCGCCACCAGCUAGGCGUUACAGGGACCCUCUAGACCCCUAAAUCUUUUUAUCUUGCUGAAAAGCUUUGUGUGACGAGUGUGUCCUAUUUUUUUUAAUUUAGCAAAAAGUGCAGAUUUUAAUGGAAAUUUUCACUUUUGUAAAUUAACCUGGUCCUCCCACUUUGGCUUUUUAAUCCGGUAACCGGUCCUCUUACUUACUGGUUUGGUUGGCUUAUUUGUACUGAACUCAAGAGGCAGCAAUUGCCCAGGGCACCUGCUUUACAAAGACUUCUCAUUAAGCUGCAUUGGGAUGGCUGUGAUUGGACAGAAAGUCUGGGCGGGGUUAGAAGGGGAGGGCUUGCAAUGACUGCAGGCAAGAAAUCUGCAGUUUGCACGCUGUUUUUAGAUAUACCCUCAUUGUAAAAAUACAUAAAUGCAUGUUUUCAUUGAGGUUUAUUGACUAAAACAUGAUUUUCAUUUAUUUUGUAUUUGGACUGUGGAGGGUCCGUGUAAAAGUAGUUUAGUGGCCACGGCAAGCUUACAGGGUCCAUGGCGCAUGCAUUAGGACUAGCUUCUUCUUGGCUAGUGGUGAUUGGAAUUUUUUGAGCCCUGCCAUUCUAUAACUUCGUAAGAGACGCUCGCAUUUCAAGUGAAAGCAUUUUUUUGUUAAUAAUCAAGUUGUUUGAGGCUCUGAUGAUUUUUAACCGUCCCAUAUGCGCGCACUGUUUAUUGAAUAUUAAUUCAGGUGUUUUCACAUCUCUAAUUCAGACACCCAGAGAGUUGUGCGCUGGCUGUCUUGAUUUAGUUUUUAACCUCCAGAUUCCAAACUGCGUCCUUUUCUUUUACCCUCUUUUAGAAAGCUGGCCUUGCGCUAUCACCCAGACAAAAACCCAGACAAUCCCGAGGCUGCAGAGAAAUUCAAGGAGAUAAACAGCGCUAAUUCUACUCUGAGUGAUGAGAACAAGCGAAGGAUUUACGAUGAAUAUGGCUCCAUGGGCUUGUAUGUGGCCGAGCAGUUUGGGGAGGAAAGUGUCAAGUACUAUUUCCUGAUGUCAAAGUGCUGGUUCAAGGUACGAGUAGCGAUUUAAAAAAUAAAAUAAAAAAAAAUUGAUAGAUAUAUACACACACACACGAUACUUGAAAAAUUAGAAUAUUGUGCAAAAGUUCAUUUAUUUCAGUAAUGCAACGCAAAAAGGGGAAACUAAUAUAUGCGAUAGACGCAUUACAUGCAAAGCAAGAUAGUUCAAGCCGUGAUUUGUCAUAAGUGCGAUGAUUAUGGCUUACAGCUCAUGAAAACCCCAAAUCCACAAUCUCAGUAAAUUAGAAUAUUGUGAAAAGGUGCAAUAUUCAUACUCACAGUGUCCCACUCUAAUCAGCUAAGUAAGCCAUAACACCUGCAGAGGGUUUCUGAGCCUUUAAAUGGUCUCAAUCUGGUUCAGUAGGAAUCACAAUCAUGGGGAAGACUGCUGACCUGACAGUUGUGCAGAAAACCAUCAUUGACACCCUCCAUAAGGAGGGAAAGCCUCAAAAGGUAAUUGCGAAGGAAGUUGGAUGUUCCCAAAGUGCUGUAUCAAAGCACAUUAAUAGAAAGUUAUGUGGAAGGGAAAAGUGUGGAAGAAAAAGGUGCACAAGCAGCAGGUAUGGCCGCAGCCUGGAGAGGAUUGUCAGGAAAAGGCCAUUCAAAAAUCCUGGACAUGGGCUUCAGAUGUCGUAUUCCUCUUGUCAAGCCACUCGUGAACAACAAAUAACGUCAGAAGCGUCUUACCCGGGCUAAAGAAAAACAGACCUGGUCUGUUGCUCAGUGGUCCAAAGCCCUUUUUUCUGAUGAGAGCAACUUUUGCAUCUCAUUUGGAAACCAAGGACCCAGAGUCUGGAGGAAGAAUGGAGAGGCACACACUGCAAGAUGCUUGAAGUCCAGUGUGAAGUUUCCACAGUCUGUGUUGAUUUGGGGAGCCAUGUCAUCUGCUGGUGUUGGUCCACUGUGCUUCAUUAAGUCCAUGGUCAACGCAGCCAUCUACCAGGAGAUUUUGGAGCACUUUAUGCUUCCUUCUGCAGACAAGCUUUAUGGGGAUGCUGACUUAAUUUUCCAGCAGGACUUGGCACCUGCCCACACUGCAAAAAGCACCAAAGCCUGGUUCAAUGACCGUGGGAUUACUGUGCUUAAUUGGCCAGCAAACUCGCCUGACCUGAACCCCUUAGAGAAUCUAUGGGGCAUUGCCAAGAGAAAGAUGAGACAUGAGACCGAACAAUGCAGAAGAGCUGAAGGCCGUUAUUGAACCAUCCUGGUCUUCCAUAACACCUCAGCAGUGCCACAGGCUGAAAGCGUCCAUGCCACGCCACAUUGAGGCAGUAAUUGCUGCAAAAGCGGCCCAAACAAAGUAGUGAGUCCAUAUGCAGCUUAUACUUUUCAGAGGUCCGAUAUUGUUCUAUGUACACUCCAUGUUUUAUUGAUUGCCUGUAAUAUUCUAACUUACUGAGAUUGUGGAUUUGGGGUUUUCAUGAGCUGUAAGCCAUAAUCAUCGCACUUAUGACAAAUCACAGCUUGAACUAUCUUGCUUUGCAUGUAAUGCAUCUAUCUCAUAUAUUAGUUUCCCCUUUUACGUUGCAUUUCUGAAAUAAAUGAACUUUUGCACGAUAUUCUAAUUUUUCGAGUAUCACCUGUAUAUUUAUAUAUAUUUAUUUUUUAAUUUAAUUAUUUUUAUUUCUUCCAAUGUGAGCUGUAGGUUUGGUGUGCCGGGCGAGCUGUAGGCUUAGUGUGCCAGACCAGCUGUAGGUUAGGUGUGCCACGGUUGGACGAACUGUAGGUUCGAUGUCCUGGAGCCUGGCGAACUGUAGGUUAGGUUUGCCGGCGCCGGGCGAGCUGUAGGUUGGGUGUCCCGGAGCCUGGCGGGCUGUAGGUUGGGUGUCCCAGAGGCUGUAAGUUAGAUGUGGCAGGCGAGCUGUAGGUUAGGUGUGCCGCGGUCAAGCGAGCUGUAGGUUAGGUGUGCCGCAGUCAGACGAGCUGUAGGUUAGGUUGUUAGAGAUGGCUGAGCUGUAGGUUAGGUUCGACAGGCGAGCUGUAGGUUGGUGUAACGGAUCACCUGGAACCCCGACUGGGUGCCUCAGUUGAAGGAUGCUCCUAGUGCUUACAGAGGGCUCCAAGCGCUCCGCAGACACCACAACCGCUGCAGACCCCAUGAACUGCCGCAGCUUAAUUGGGGUCUUGCCGUCUCCUACCCACCCUGGACCUAUGACAAGGCUCCAGACUCCAGUGGGUGAACCUCUCCUCCAAGAGAGUGAAGCAGGAACAAGCUCUUACGAGAGCUUAGAAGUGAUUAUCCAAGGGAGCAUGCAGAGCAUUCAAUCUUCAUAAAAAACACAUAUUAUUAAUUGGCAUACGUGAAAUAUAAACAUUCUCAAAAAUCAUGUAAAUCCUUCCCUUAGUUCACAAGUUAGUCGGAAGUCCUUUGUGACCGACCGCAGGCACAUUUUCCUGCCCAAAACAGUUCCAUAGAUUUGGGAUGUGCGGUCGGUCAAUUUCAAAAAAUGACUAAGUCCCAUUCGAACGGGGCUUAGUCUCUGCAGCUGCAAACGGAGUGUAGGAGAAGGUAAGGGUCAGCGGUGUUCGUUGAAAUGUGUAGCCGAUUUCAGUUCCAUGGAUUUGGCUACACAUACCGCUGACCUCGUUCGAAUGAACAAAGAUGGCUGCCGCCACGUGUUCGUUUGUCGAAUGGCAGCCACUUCGACUGCUUCGGCACUUCGACUGCAUCCCAAGUGCCAGUUUAAAAGUACAAAUCCUUUCUUUGGGCAUUAAAGGGCCAGAAACCGCAAUAUAAGCCUCAAGUAUGCCCACAUCAGUUCCUAGAAGGGCAAUACCUCCCAGGGCCAUAGUCGCAGGGCAGGAGGCUGGCAAACAGGCCCCUCCAAAAACCAGUGGCGAGGUUACUUUCGCCACAGUUGGGUGUCACGUGGGCUGGGCGAGCUGUAGGUUGGGUGUCACGUGGGCUGGGCGAGCUGUAGGUUGGGUGUCACGUGGGCUGGGCGAGCUGUAGGUUGGGUGUCCCGUGGGCCGGGCGAGCUGUAGGUUGGGUGUUUAGAAAUGGCUGAGCUGUUGGCAUGCAGUGAUGAUCUCCGUUGUGUAUUGCAGGCACUGUUGAUUUGCUGCAGUCUCGUGACCUGCUGCUGUUGCUGCUGUUGCUGUGGGUUUUGCUGUGGCCGGUGUAAACCUCCCGAGGAGGACGAUUCCUAUAAGUCUGUGAAUCCUGAAGACCUGGAAGCUCAGAUCAAAGCAGAAAAUGGUAAGUUUUUCAUUCUUUAAACAUUCUGUUAAUUCUGUAACUUGUGGCCAGUGGCCCUGAAAAGGAUUAGCGUGGAUUCUGUAUUUCUCAGACUGUGUCUUUUCCUGGUUAGUAACCACUAACAGGAUUAGGGCUGUUUUACUGACUCUGAUUUGUGUUUUCUCGUGGUUAGCGGCCACUAACAGGGUUAGGGCUGUUUUGCUGCCUUGGGUUUGUAUCCUCUUGUGUUUAGAGGCCACUAACAGGAUUAGGGCUGUUUUACUGACUCUGGUUUGUGUUAUCUCGUGGUUAGCGGCCACUAACAGGAUUAGGGCUGUUUUACUGACUCUGAUUUGUGUCCUCUCGUGGUUAGCAGCCACUAACAGGAUUAGGGCUGUUUUACUGACUCUGGUUUGUGUUAUCUCGUGGUUAGCGGCCACUAACAGGAUUAGGGCUGUUUUACUGACUCUGAUUUGUGUCCUCUCGUGGUUAGCAGCCACUAACAGGAUUAGAUCUAAUUUUUUUGUAUUCUUGGUACUCUUGUUGUCUGUGACUGCUUGCAGGUUUAGAGCUGUUUGUAUCAUGUUUGGCUGUGGCUAUUCCUGCUGCUGUUUUGCCCUGUGUGUAAGCUGUUUGCUGGAGGUUAUAUUUUGUAUUUUCUGUGGAGUUAACUUUUUUUUCCCUUCUUGGCAGAUAAUCCAGUCAAUGUCCAGCCUUCCCCAGGACCCCCGAUUCAUCCUGAGCCCCCACAGCAGAAAUCCUAA